This is a messenger RNA of Eriocheir sinensis (Chinese mitten crab), 1281 nucleotides long. Its product is annotated as syntaxin-7-like. Gene Ontology annotation, molecular function: SNARE binding; SNAP receptor activity. The coding region runs from base 129 to 947 and encodes 272 amino acids. The transcript has 9 exons. Gene Ontology annotation, biological process: vesicle-mediated transport; vesicle fusion; intracellular protein transport. The record is from RefSeq and is a predicted model, not a curated record. Lineage: Eukaryota; Metazoa; Arthropoda; Malacostraca; Decapoda; Varunidae. Gene Ontology annotation, cellular component: membrane; synaptic vesicle; SNARE complex.
GACAAUUAUAAAGGCGAAGAGGAAGACCGGGUCGAGGUAAGGCAUCCGGACGUGGCAUCACUCAGUUGGCCUUUGGAGCAGCUGAGGGAGAGGUGACAACUACUUAGCCACUGUAGGAGACAGCAGUCAUGGAUGGCGUGUCAUCCUAUCAGAGUGGUGGUGGGGGUCGCAAUGGAGACCUCCAUAAGUACUCCCACAGCAUAGGCUCCAACAUACAGAAAAUCUCACAGAAUGUAAAGUCUAUGCAGCAGUUAGUGAACCAGUUGGGAACAGACCAGGACAACCAGCAGCUUCGGGCACAGUUGCACCAGGUGCAGCACUACACAGGAGGUCUAGCCAAGGACACCACAGUAGAGUUAAGAACAUUCAAGUCUCUCCCGGUGCCGCCUGGUCAGGACACUCGAACAUGGCAUAUGCAGGCUGAGCGCCUCACCAGGGAGUUCUCACAGGCCCUCAAUGACUUCCAAAAUGCACAGCGUCAGGCAGCCUCCAAAGAGAAGGAAGCCCUCAAGAAGGCACGUGCAGACUCUGAUGCUCAGUUUUUUGAAGACUCCAGACAAGGAGGAGCUCUGUUGGAUCUUGGUGACUCAGAAAACAAGGGAAGGUCUCAACAGUCUCAGAUGCAGAUUCAGAUGGAGCAGGAGCAGGAGAUGCAAGCCUUGCAGGAACGAGAGUCACAGAUACGACAGCUGGAGGCAAACAUCAUGGACGUAAACCAGAUUUUCAAGGACUUGGCAACAAUGGUUCAUGAGCAGGGAGAGGUUGUUGACUCUAUUGAGGCCAAUGUGGAGGCAGCCCAAGUGCAUGUCUCCCAGGCCUCCACACAGCUUAGCGAGGCUAGACAGUAUCAGAACAAAGCACGUAGAAAGAAGGUGUGUCUCUUUGGCAUUGGUUUAGUGGUACUGACAGUUCUUAUUCUCAUAAUUGUCCUAUCAACUAAAAAUUAAGGAAAAGUCAAAACAGAAGAUUGUUGUCCUGACUCUUAUUGGUCUGUCGAUUGCCCUGGUGAUUGGCCUGAUUGUGUGGGCCAACGGGAAGUGGUAGUGACCCUUCUGCUCUCCAUCAGAUCGGUGGCUAGAGAUCUGCAGGUUUGGUGUACUCAGCUACUGUGACCUCUUCUCAGUUGCUUGUUGUUGACUCUUUAAAGAAUUCUUUUUAUUAGUUAUAAGUUCUAAGAAAGUUCUAUGUAAUUUCCCUUUUUAGCAGAGAAGGGAAUUGUUCUUGUGGAGAGAUUACUUUUGCUAUUCAAAUAUAUAUUACCAAUAUUAUAAAAUAAUGAUA